AUGACAGCCCGAAAUGCGCCCGCGGAACCCUUGGUGGUUAUCUUGGGAUCGACCGGAACUGGAAAAUCAGAGCUCGCAGUCGAACUUGCGACUCGCUACAAUGGCGAAAUCAUCAACGCAGACGCCAUGCAAAUGUACAAAGGCCUGCCCAUCAUCACGAACAAGAUCACCACCCAAGAACGCCGCGGUGUCCCUCACCACUUACUCGAUCACAUUGGCCUCGACGAGCCCACUUGGAUAGUCGAAGACUUCAAGCGCGAAGCGAACAGGGUCAUCCGUGAGAUACGCAGCCGGGGCAACUUGCCCAUCGUCGUCGGCGGAACGCACUACUACACCAAUGCGCUGCUCUUUGAAGACACCCUCAUCGGCCCUGAAGAUGAGAAAGCCAAAGACGGCGCUGCAGACGUCAAGGACGAAGACGCAUCUUCGUUUCCGAUUCUGAACGAACCCACCGAGGUCAUACUCGCCAAGCUGCGCGAAGUCGAUCCCGUCAUGGCGGACCGGUGGCAUCCCAACGACCGGCGCAAGAUCUCGCGCUCGCUGCACAUAUACCUCCAACACGGCCGUCCAGCGUCGGAGAUUUACGCAGAGCAGCGCCAGCGCAAGACAGCCGAGAACACGCCCGACGGUGGUGGCAGUGCAAGCCCUUGGCAAACACUGCUCUUCUGGGUGUAUUCCGAGCCGGACGUGCUUAAGGAGCGCCUCGAUAAACGCGUGGACAAGAUGCUCACCGUUGGCCUCAACGACGAGACACAAUCCAUGUAUGAAUACGUCCAGGCCAAGGAGGCCGCUGGCCAAGAGGUGGACUACACCCGCGGUAUCUGGCAGUCGAUCGGCUUCAAGGAGUUCUCGCCUUACCUUAAGGCCCUGAACACGAGCGAUCCUGCCACCGAUUCGGAGACGUUGGACGCUCUCAGAGCCGCGGGGCUUGAGGAGAUGAAGACAUCAACCCGACAGUACGCAAAAUACCAAACGCGUUGGAUCCGCACCAAGAUUGUGCCUCUUCUCCAAGAGCAACCGGGUGCGCUGGAUCACCUCUUCGUCAUGAACAGCACCGACGUGUCGCAAUGGUCGUCCAACGUCGCCGAACCAGCCGUCGAUGUCGCAAAGCGAUUCCUCGAGGGCGAGGCCAUGCCCGCGCCCGCGGACUUGUCGGAGAUGGCGCGGGAGGUUCUCAGGGAAGCAACAGCGCAGACGGAGCGCACGCUGUGUCGGCGGACGUGCGAGGUCUGCAAGACGACGUGCGUCACAGAGCAGGAUUGGACAAAGCACGUCAAGAGCCGGCGGCACAACGUGCUGAUGAAGAAGACGAAGAGGAGGGCGCUGCUUUCCUUUCGCUUGUUGGAUCACAUCACCCCUCUCGCUUUGCCCUGGCACGUUCGUAUUCCUCGCUUUCGCUUUCCGUUAGACCUGAGGAAAGCGAGCUAA
Colletotrichum scovillei is the source of this 1428-nucleotide messenger RNA. RefSeq lists its product as uncharacterized. NCBI's taxonomy places the organism in Eukaryota, Fungi, Ascomycota, Sordariomycetes, Glomerellales, Glomerellaceae. Gene Ontology annotation, cellular component: mitochondrion. The coding region runs from base 1 to 1428 and encodes 475 amino acids. Gene Ontology annotation, molecular function: tRNA dimethylallyltransferase activity; ATP binding. Gene Ontology annotation, biological process: tRNA modification. The record is from RefSeq and is a predicted model, not a curated record. The transcript is spliced from 3 exons.